Esox lucius (northern pike) is the source of this 5226-nucleotide messenger RNA. Its product is annotated as forkhead box protein P1-B. Gene Ontology annotation, molecular function: DNA-binding transcription repressor activity, RNA polymerase II-specific; RNA polymerase II cis-regulatory region sequence-specific DNA binding. Lineage: Eukaryota; Metazoa; Chordata; Actinopteri; Esociformes; Esocidae. The record is from RefSeq and is a predicted model, not a curated record. The transcript has 15 exons. Bases 2661 to 4220 code for a protein of 519 amino acids. Gene Ontology annotation, biological process: regulation of transcription by RNA polymerase II. Gene Ontology annotation, cellular component: nucleus.
GUUGUGCAGUGCCACACAGUCAUAAGUGAACAGGGAGUAAAGCGGUUUGUUUUGCUUAACCCAAUCUGUCUGCCUCUUUAGUCAAUGUUUGCAACCUGAAAAUAACAUAUCACUAUUUAGACUACCUGUCUUUGUUUGAUAUACAGCCUAAAUAACACGCCUAAAUAGGCCAGUUUCUGUUAUGCUUGCAGUCAUGUGAAAAGAUAAGUACUCCCCCUGGAAAGUUGUCUUUCUUUGUACAUAUUUGGAUGGUUAUUUGAUCUAAAUUCCAAACACAUUAAUUUAUAAAGGUAACCAAAUUGAACAAAUGACACCAACAAAGUUAAGCUUUGCAACUAUGUAUGGAAUAAAAAAUUGACUCAAAUCCAAUUUUCUGAUGCUGACAGAGUUCGUUCUCCCCUACAUUUACAUCAAACGAUACUAUCGAAAAUUGUUUGAUUCUGGCAAAAAAUACCUGAUUGGGAAUCCGCUACGGUGAGCCUAUGUGAGCCAAAGUCAUAAAACAGAUUGUCCUAAGAAUGUGGUGUCAACACGUUAGUUGUUGAUGAUGGGCAGACGGGAAACAUGCUGGCUAUGUCUAAUGAACAACAACCACAAUAAUGUCUGCAGUCUGGCAUCACUCUACACUUGAAACAGAUGCUGGUGGAACUGUUGCUAAGUUUGCAGAACAAGUGUUUCAACGGAUCGUAGUAGAGAAGUGUAUGAUAGCUAACUAAUACCAGGCUAAUACAGAGAAUACAUCACUUAACUGUGCGAUUUCUGAUCUUCAAAUUUAUUCGGAUUCAUAACUAGCAAGCCUACGUGUUUGAUAUGGAAGCUUUUCCAGGUAGUUCCAUCUUCAGUUGAUCUCCGAAAGUAAUUAGUUAUCUUGUGAUCACAUUUUGAUUGAACAACAACAAGCUAAACAUGCCAAUUCACAUGGAAUGGUAUAAUUUCAACCAAUUAUCAAUAAGAAAAUGCCUGUUUAAAUUUAAAGAAAAUGUGUCAGUUUGUCGCAUCCCUAAUUGUCAAUGUACUAACCUAUUUGUCCAAUACAGUAGAUCAGUAGAUGAAAUGGGUACAUUCUACAUUUCCAUAGAAUUUGGAAAUGUAGAAUGUAUCUCAAAUGCCUUACACUCCAUGAACACCCCAAGGUAGAGUAUUUAAACAUAUUUUGAGUUCCACUAAAUCGUAAAUAUUGAGAAAGUUGUUAAUAAAACGCUAUAUGACGUACAAUUCAGUUAUGUUCAAGAAUUAUGUCAGUCGUAGCUUGUGCCAACAAAAGGAAAAUUGCAGUAUCGGAUCCGUACUUGGUAUUGGCAGUUGCUCAAAGUUCACUACUCGGAAUUGGUGUCAUUGUCAAAGUGAAUGUGUCCACUGUAAGAAAGAGAGAGUUCAGGAAGGAAGAAACCUCAGCCCUCAGAAAAUAGUAUCAAGACAACUGGGUAAAGAGUAAAACUAUUAGAACAAUGUGCUCUGGACAGAUGAGUCAAAGGUGGAGUUGUUUGGCUGCAAUGCCGGGCACCAUAUUUGGCAAAAAAGAAACACUACAUUUGAACAUAAGAACCUCAUACCAGUGGAGGCUGUGGCAUUAUGGUUUUGGGCUGCAUUACUGUCUCAGUACCUUGCCAACUUGCCAUCAUUGUGUCAACCAUGAAUUCCAUACUGUGCCAGAGGAUUCCUGAGGAGAAUGUGAGGCCACAUGACACAGUUGAAGCAGGACUGUAGUGUCCUUCCAGUCCCUGAAAUAGACUGGUGGAUAAUUACAAGAAAGGACAAUGUUCAUUUAUUCUGUGCGGGCCGUACCAGUUGUUGAAACUAGGGGUGUACUUAGUUUUUACAUGCUGUGAAAUUGCAUUUCUGCCUGUUUUUGUUUAAUUAAUUAGGCUAUUGCAAAGUAUAAUCUUUAAGUGUCAUUUGUUUUAUGUGUUGACCUUUAGCAGAUAAAGUGAAGAUUAUAUCUAUGUAUUCAAAUAUGGGGGAAACAAAUUGAUUUUGGUUACUUUUUCAUAUGACUGCAUGUUUGUUAUAGAGCCCUGUUACAAUUUACAACAAACACGUGCAUUUUACCUAUAGCAUGUUGAGAUGUGUAGAGUUGGCCUAUAGGGAGUUUGUAGAGUUAUGGGGACUUUCUUUUUAUAUACAUUUUUUGGAAUUUUUAUUCAAAUAGCUGCAGGUUUUUUGGUUCUGCUUCAGAGUAAUAAGGCAGAGAUCACAGUAGAUGUAUCAUAUCAGUGAAGAUAUAAACAUGAGGGAGGAAAAUAAAUAUGAGCAGAAGCUUCAGGAUUUAUUGUUCCAAAGCAUAAAGGUCAGAGAAAAGCCAGCUUCUCAGGCACUCAAACUCAUUUUGUGUUGUGCAACACGACUAAAGCAUUGGCUAUAGGUUCUUAAAUUGCCACAUUUUACAGCUUUCUGGGUUUGUAUCUCGGGUACGAUAGCUCUGACUGAACUCUGAGCCAAAUGUAGUGCAGCAGAUUGAGACUGCUGAGGUACUUUAUGAUUGGUGGAGAAGGAGAGAUCUGUGUUAUUGGUUCGUUUUGUUUAUGCACACAAACAUACUGUCAGACUGCCAGACAGCCAGACAUUGUGCCGGCUUACUGCUCCUUCUCUCCAACUUGUCUCUCUGACUCCCAAAGACAACCACUGUAAAUGGAGUUGGUCAGGUUCCAGUCUCCGUGUCUAUGAUGACCCCCAUGGUGGAGAGUCCCCAGACACAGCAGGUCCUCAGUCCACAGCAGGUCCAGGCCCUCCUCCAGCAGCAGAAAGCACUCAUGUUACACCAGCAACACAUACAGGAUCUCUGCAAAAAACAGCAGGACCAGUUCAAUGCCCAGCUCUUACAGCAGAAGCACGCUGAGAAGUCAGGCCAAGAGCAGCUAACAGCCCAGCAUGUGGCCAUCCAGCAGCAGCUUCUGCAGGUCCAGCAGCAGCACCUGCUCAGCCUGCAGAGACAGGGUCUCCUGUCGGUCCUGCCUCCAAUGAGCCCCUCUGCAGCACAGGGUUUAUUGAAAUGGUGUGAGAAUGACACCAGCCUGCCCUCUGCUGGCGAGAAUCCACUCUCACUUCAGAAGAGCCAGCUCCAAAGCCAGCAGCCCACUACCAAUGGGAAUCAUAAAUUACAAGCCCAAAAGAAGCGAGACAGUGCUUCUGUGGAUGAUCACACACCAAACACUCACCCUCUCUACGGACAUGGCAUGUGCAAAUGGCCUGGUUGUGAGGCUGUCUUCGGAGACUUUCAGGCUUUUCUCAAGCAUCUGAACAGUGAACACAUCCUGGAUGACAAGAGUACAGCACAAUGCCGGGUGCAGAUGCAGGUUGUUCAGCAGCUUGAACUGCAGUUGAAAAAAGACAAAGAGCGUCUGCAAGCCAUGAUGUCUCACCUCAAGUCCUCAGAGCAGAAGUCACCACCAGCCCCUCCACCGGCAACUCUGAUGCCCAACCUCUCCUUCCCCAAGGUUAUGUUUCCCAAGGUGCUUGCUCCCAUGAGCUUGUCUCAAAGUGCCACGGCUCCUUCCACCCCGCUGACACCACCUCCCACCUCCUCCUCCUCCUCUAUCAUCACUCCCAACACCGUGCUUACUGUGAGCCCUGGAAGGAGACGCUACUCAGACAAGUACAGCAAGACCAUGAAUGAAGAUAUUGUUCAGAAUAAAGAGUUUUAUGUCAGUACGGACAUUCGACCUCCAUUCACAUAUGCGGCCCUAAUAAGACAGGCGAUAUUUGAAUCACCCUAUAAACAGCUGACACUAAAUGAAAUCUACAAUUGGUUCACACGAACGUUUGCAUAUUUCAGACGCAAUGCAGCAACAUGGAAGAAUGCGGUGCGACACAACCUCAGCCUCCACAAGUGUUUUGUGCGUGUGGAGAACGUGAAAGGAGCUGUGUGGACUGUUGAUGAGAUGGAAUUCCAAAGGAGGAGGCCCCAGAAGCCUGUCUGUGAAGGGUCUCUCAAGAGAGAGAAUACUGGCCAUGGUCACACAUCAGCUUUCCUUACUCCUAAACAGGAGGAGAUGAAUGCAGCUGUCUGGUAUGGGAAUGGGUCAUACAGUGACAGCAGUGAAGAACAAUACCCUGUUCACCCACUUGUAAAAGAAGAGCAAAUGGACGACGAGGCGUACGAGAAUGUGCCCCACGACUGUUCUGAGACUGAGAGCUCUGAUGAGCACAGCUCAGAUGUGGACCAAGACGGCGGUAGCCAAGAGAGGACCAACCUGCAUCUGGCUCAUGUGCCUUCGCAAUGAGAGACGGUGUUCCGAGCUGUCAGCCUCCACUGCAAGACUCCCACAUUGGACAACUAUGAAACACACCAAAUUCCUCUGAACGUAUUCAUAUCAAGUGGAAGCACACAGCUUCUUUUCUGGAGGAAUUAUAUGACUUAUUUAUUGAGGAUGUUUUAUGUCGUCACUGUUAUCCCGGCGUCCUUCGUACUCAGGUUUUAUCCGAUGCAGCUCACAUUAAAGACAACAGAGAGAUGGAGGGAGCUUUGUAACACCCUGGUCCUAAUGUUUCUUUAUCAGUUUGUUUUGAGACUGUACAACCGACGGUAAAGCCUAAUGGAGAACUGGGUCCGUGCUACAUAUUUCAUUUUUCUUUCAUGCAUUUUUUUCUCCACUCUUUCAAGAAUGUGCGCGUGUUAAUUACCAGUGGACUGCACCUCAUGAAGAUGAAUGUUGUUUUUUUUCACCCCCAAAUUAUAUUUUACUUGGUAAAUGCCAGGAAACUACCAGAAUGUAAUCCUCUUGCAUUUCCGACAUGUGAUAUCCUUGAGAAUUGGUUACUUUAAAGGGAGCUGUACACUGCCAAAAAUAUGAUAUUUGUAAUGGUCUAUCUGUUGGGAUGUUAUUAUUUGUGUAGCAUACUAACUGUCUUUUUCCUCACUAUCCCUUUGGUCUUAUUUAGCUUUGUAUUGUACAUUGCCAUAGUUGUGCUCUAAAAGCUGUCAAUAAUACAUUCUGUAUGAACACCUUGUUUGUGGUGAAUGUGUUUUGAACAUCCAUCAUUGUGUUUAUUUGCACUUGUGCCCUGUGUUUGUGCUGUGUUUGUGCUUUAGCAUUUUGGUAUUGGCACUUUUUCAAUAGUCAAUAUAAUGUGUGAAUGUAAUUGAUGACAGGAAUUUCAGUUUAGACCACAUAAUCAUCAAUAUAGGUACACACUACGCAGAGAUUAUUAGCCUAUAAUGGGUUCUAUGGAGGCAUCUGAUCAGUGCUAUGAGGUUGUCAGAGUGAUAAAAUCAUGCUCAACAUUGAA